Molecule: messenger RNA, 3544 nt
Organism: Cydia strobilella
Lineage: Eukaryota; Metazoa; Arthropoda; Insecta; Lepidoptera; Tortricidae
Gene: RpIII128
Product: DNA-directed RNA polymerase III subunit RPC2
Exons: 12
Coding region: 123-3512 (1129 amino acids)
Biological process (GO): DNA-templated transcription
Cellular component (GO): RNA polymerase III complex
Molecular function (GO): ribonucleoside binding; DNA binding
Source: RefSeq, a predicted model, not a curated record
CUCGGGCGGCGCAUGAAGUUAAAAGUGUAUUUAAAAAUGUUGUUUUUCUAUUAAAUAAUGAUAAAUAGGUGAUUUUUUAAUCUCUAAAUAAUAUAGUGAACCAACAAAUUACUUAGAUAACAAUGGGCGACAAAGGCAGUGACUGGGACAAAGGGUUACGGGAGCCAGUAAAAACUUUAGAGGACAAAUGGAAGUUGGUUCCAUCUUUCCUACAAGUAAAAGGUCUCGUAAAACAACACAUCGAUUCCUUCAAUUACUUCAUCAAUGUAGAGAUCAAGAAAAUAGUCCAGGCCAAUGAAAAGGUGUUUUGUGACUCUGAUCCAUUGUUUUAUGUUAAAUAUCUCAAUGCUUAUGUUGGCACCCCAGACCUGGAGGAAGGAUUUAAUGUUACCAAACCCACAACUCCUCACGAAUGUCGGCUUAGAGAUAUGACAUAUUCAGCACCAAUCACUGUUGACAUAGAGUAUAUUAGAGGAAAUCAGAGGGUGAUUAAAAACAAACAGCUGAUUGGCAGAAUGCCUCUUAUGUUGAGAUCAUCAAACUGUGUACUGACUAAUAAAUCUGACAUUGAAUUAGCCCAAUUAAAUGAAUGCCCUCAUGACCCCGGCGGCUACUUCAUUAUUAGAGGUCAAGAAAAGGUAAUAUUGAUUCAGGAGCAGUUGUCUAGAAACAGAAUGAUAGUAGAUGAGUUUAAAGGGGCCAUACAGUGUCAAGUUACAAGUUCUACUCAUGAGAAGAAAACUAGAACUAUUGUCAUAUUGAAAAACACCAAGUAUGUCUUGAGACAUAAUGCCCUAUCAGAUGACAUCCCCAUUGCGGUUGCUUUCAAAGCUAUGGGUAUUUGCAGUGACCAAGAGAUAAUGCAACUAGUGGGCACUGAUGACACAACUGUUAAGAAAAUGGCACCUUGCAUCAUGGAUUGCCACAAUAUAAAGAUAUUUACGCAAAAUCAGGCACUUGCUUACAUUGGCAGCAAAUUGAGAGUAAAAAGAUUUCAAACGGCAAAUUCUAAAUCCCGAACGCCGAUCGACGAAGCGCGGGACCUAUUGGCUACAACCAUCUUAGCUCAUGUGGCCGUAGAAAACUUCAAUUUCUAUGUCAAAGCCAUUUAUCUUGCUAUCAUGGUUAAACGCGUCAUUGAGGCAGAAACCAACAAGGCGUCCAUUGAUGAUCCCGACUAUUAUGGAAACAAGAGGCUCGAGUUAGCUGGCUCCUUAUUAGCUCUUAUGUUUGAGGAUCUGUUUAAAAGAUUUAAUUGGGAGUUGAAGUCUAUUGCUGACAAAAUAAUACCAAAAGUAAAAGCGGCGCCGUUUGAUGUUGUAAAACAUAUGCGACCAGAUUUGAUAGCUAACGGAUUGUUUGCGGCGAUUUCUAGCGGUAACUGGACAAUCAAACGAUUCAAAAUGGAAAGACAUGGCGUAACCCAAGUACUCAGUCGCCUAAGCUACAUAUCAGCCCUUGGCAUGAUGACAAGAGUCAACUCGCAAUUCGAGAAAACCAGAAAAGUCUCUGGACCGCGGUCUCUACAACCUUCUCAAUGGGGCAUGUUGUGCCCGUCUGAUACCCCUGAAGGGGAAGCCUGUGGUCUUGUCAAGAAUUUAGCUCUGAUGACGCAUAUUACGACUGAGUGCUCUGAGCACCCUAUAGCGAGACUUGCUUGUAAUGCUGGCGUAGAAGACGUCAGACUCUUGGGCGGUGAGGAAAUAAAUCAUCCGGCUAAUUAUUUGGUGUUUCUGAACGGUAACAUCCUAGGAGUUUCAAGACAAUACAAGAAACUUAUCAAAGUCUUCCGAAUGUUCAGAAGACGCGGUCUCAUCUCAGCUUUCGUGUCUAUUUACCCAAACCACAACCAGAGGACGGUUUAUAUUUGCAGCGACGGCGGCAGGCUGUGCCGGCCUUACAUUAUAGUCGAGAAAGGGCACCCUUUAGUACAACAACAUCAUAUAAAAGAGCUCAAUCGUGGUAUAAGAAAGUUUCAAGAUUUCCUCAAUGAUGGUCUUAUCGAGUAUCUGGAUGUGAAUGAAGAGAACGACAGUCAUAUAGCUACGGAAGAGGCGGAGAUCGAUCCGUAUGUGACGACGCAUUUGGAGAUCGAACCGUUCACGAUAUUGGGCGUGUGCGCGGGCCUAGUGCCCUACCCGCAUCACAACCAGAGUCCGAGGAACACUUAUCAGUGUGCUAUGGGGAAACAAGCUAUGGGCACAAUUGGAUACAAUCAGAAAAAUAGAAUCGACACCCUCAUGUACAACUUGGUAUAUCCACAAUGUCCAAUGGUAAAAACGAAAACUAUAGAGUUGACACACUUUGACAAGCUGCCCGCCGGCCAGAACGCCACCGUGGCCGUCAUGAGUUACAGCGGCUACGAUAUCGAAGACGCCUUGAUCCUAAACAGAGCUUCGAUCGACAGAGGAUAUGGCCGGUGUCUCGUUUACAAAAGUGCCAAAACAACAAUGAAAAGAUACAGUAACCAGACCUCGGACAGGAUCUUAGGACCUUCCAGAGACGCAACUACAGGAAAAGUUAUCAGAGCGCAUGAAAUUCUGGAUUCCGAUGGCAUCGCCGCGCCGGGAGAGAUGGUCGAGAACAGACAAGUUCUAAUCAACAAACAAAUGCCUCCAGCAACCAUAAAUCCAGUGAAUCAAGGCCAGCCCCAGCAAGUCGAAUAUAAAGACGUUCCUAUUACAUAUAAGGGGCCAGUCGAGUCCUAUAUAGAGAAAGUGAUGGUAUCUUCAAACUCCGAAGAAGCUUUCCUCAUUAAAAUUUUGCUGCGGCAAACUAGAGUGCCAGAAAUUGGAGAUAAGUUCAGUUCCAGGCACGGACAGAAAGGUGUUACAGGUCUGAUCGUGCAACAGGAAGAUAUGCCAUUUAACGAUCGUGGAAUCUGUCCCGACAUGAUAAUGAACCCGCAUGGGUUCCCUUCCAGAAUGACAGUCGGAAAAACCAUUGAAUUGCUUGCUGGAAAAGCCGGAUUGAUGGAAGGCAAAUUCCACUACGGUACCGCUUUUGGUGGUUCUAAAGUGCGAGAUGUUUGCCAAGAGCUGGAGAAACAUGGGUUUAACUUUCACGGGAAAGACAUUUUCUACUCAGGUUUAACUGGGGAACUUCUUGAGGCGUACAUUUACUCGGGACCGGUAUACUAUCAGAAGCUGAAGCACAUGGUGCAGGACAAGAUGCACGCGCGCGCUCGCGGGCCGCGCGCCGUGCUGACGCGGCAGCCCACGGAGGGCCGCUCUCGCGACGGCGGCCUGCGGCUCGGCGAGAUGGAGCGCGACUGUCUCAUCGGAUACGGCGCUAGCAUGCUGUUAAUGGAGCGCCUAAUGCUAGCGUCGGACGCGUUCAGCGCCGACAUCUGCGGCGGCUGCGGGCGCCUCGCGUCGCGCGCGUGGUGCCACGCCUGCCGCUCCUCGGCCGCCGUCUCCACUGUAGAGAUGCCCUACGCUUGUAAACUACUGUUCCAAGAACUGGCCUCUAUGAACAUUGUGCCUAAACUUACGCUUAAGAAAUACUGUUAAUUUGUAUGGAAUACAAAUAUGUAUUAAGUAAA